AUGAAGGUGUUUAUGUCUCUUCUGUUGGUUGCCAUCACUUGCAUGGAGUUCGCACAAACCUUGCAAUGUUACACUUGCUAUGAACCUAUGGCUGUUGAUAAGUGCAUGACGAUCCGGACCUGCCUGAAGAAUGAAACCAUUUGCAAGACUACUAUGUAUUCCCUGGAGGAUGUUUAUCCCUUCAUGGGAGUCUCAACCGUCACCAAGAUGUGCUCUUCCGUCUGCAGCCCAUCCGAUGUGGACGGGAUUGGCAUGACACGCCCUGUCUCCUGCUGUUACACUAACUUGUGCAACAUCGAUGGCGCAGCUAGUUUGAGGAUCAACUUUGUGCUGGUUGGGAUGCUAGCGAGUUCGGUUUGUGCUCUCUUCUGGACUAGACUGUGA
Messenger RNA from Leptosomus discolor (cuckoo roller), 384 nucleotides. RefSeq names its product ly6/PLAUR domain-containing protein 2. The record is from RefSeq and is a predicted model, not a curated record. Gene Ontology annotation, cellular component: plasma membrane. Lineage: Eukaryota; Metazoa; Chordata; Aves; Leptosomiformes; Leptosomidae.